CAGUUUCUCAAAAGACAAUGAGGCUUUUUGUUUUAACGGCUUUACUUGUACCUUGUCUCUCAUUUCAAGAGACGCACCAUUUUGUUCAUCUAAUGGAGGAUGGUAAAACCAUUCAUCAGGAUAUAAUACACGAUAAGAAUGAAAAUACUGUUUUGGUCAUCGUCGGAGAUGUAUCCAUGUACAAACAUGCCAUCCCAACCAUCAAUUAUCAUGACUAUAAUACGGGAUAUGUUGCUUUCAAAGACAUCAAACGAGAAAUGUGUUCUUUGUCAAGGGUACCAUUUCCGAAACCAUCUCUAGAAUUGUUUAGACAGGGUGUGUCGAAUGAAACAAUGCGAUUUACGGGUCAAUAUGAUUCAGCACCUCUAACGAACUCAAAGGUGAGAGAGAUAGCAGGAUCAAAGAUCGCAGAAUUUUGCAAAGAUUAUGUUACCUUUUCCAGAACACUGAUUCCAAACCAAAUGGACAAAAGAAGUGGCGAAAAUGCAGACGAACCAUGCAGUAGUUUUUGUGUUUGGUGUGUUAUUCACUCAGAUCUUCCACCCCCAAACAGAAAUGGCAUGGAGAGCAUUACGAUUGGGUAACUUCUAUCUGCCAUUGUACUAAAAUUGUGGAAUAAACAACGAACUGCAAUUUA
Messenger RNA from Ruditapes philippinarum (Manila clam), 637 nucleotides. RefSeq lists its product as uncharacterized. The record is from RefSeq and is a predicted model, not a curated record. The transcript is spliced from 6 exons. The coding region runs from base 18 to 584 and encodes 188 amino acids. Lineage: Eukaryota; Metazoa; Mollusca; Bivalvia; Venerida; Veneridae.